Molecule: messenger RNA, 1719 nt
Organism: Auanema sp. JU1783
Lineage: Eukaryota; Metazoa; Nematoda; Chromadorea; Rhabditida; Rhabditidae
Source: the annotation of a GenBank genome assembly
AUGGAGCUAACUAUAGCCGCCAUAGCUACCACAGCUGUAGGUAUAGCUGGAGCUGGUUUCGUGAGGCGUCACACCAAUACCAAAGUGAACUGUUGGUUUUGUAAUCAGAACAGUAAAGUGCCUUAUCCGAAUAAAAAUUCUUUCGAAUGUGUACAUUGCGGACAAUAUAACGGAUUCACUGAUGCAGGUGAUUAUAAUAAGAGGAUCCCCGGUCAGCAAACUAUUGGUUCUAUACCAACCAAUGGCAGGUAUUGUAUGCCACAGAAUGGUAUGCCUAAAGGCAAUGGCUUAUGUGAAGCAUGCAAUAUUAAACAAACGACGAUUAUGAAACAAAUAGCCGAUUUCGAGCCAUUGAACGAAGAUCGAUGGGAGGAGGAACUAGAAGAAUUCAAAUACAAGCUAGAUAAAGUGUACGCUUUAUGCUCUUCAUGCAGCAUCUUCACACACAGAAAAUUGGAAGAUGAUAAGAGACAAUUCAGUUACUUACUGAACUUGCGUGAAACAAUCAUUCCCGGUGUUCGUUCAGCAUGUAGGAAUGUUGUCAAACUAGCUUCGAGAGUGGCUCAUCGUCAUCGUAGAUCAUUUUUUUCUGGAGGUAAAGUCACAGAAGUCUCUCAUUUCAUGUCACUGAUCUCUACCGCGGCACUAUUCAUUGCGAAUUUGCAUUAUCUGCAGGAGGAUGCUGGUGUGGAGUUUGUAACAUUUCCAGCUUUCACACAGAGCUUUCUUCCUUAUUUGAUUCACUUUGGUAGGCAUAUGUUAUUAUUUUCUCUCUUCUCCCAUUCCUUAGCCUUGAUGUGCAACAAGAAUCGCACUACACUUCCGGAUCUCAUCUUCCCCAUUUCCACUAUCACUAUGUUACUGACUUAUUUUGUACCAGAAAAAGAAUACCAUGAAGAUCUCAUUUUGUUCAGAUGUGCCCUUACUUCUUUUAUGAUUAUAAUCUCGGCCGCCAUCACCUUUGUGCCGAGAAAAAAACUGCACAAGAAACGCCCGAACAGAAUAUUAUUGAGUGCGUUCUCCGUGGCUUCCACUCCAGCUUCUCAGUGUUCAACUUCCAAUGAUUCUAUGCUGGAAAGUGAUGAGGAACGUUCGAAUACCCCACCGUUAGUAAGAAAUCAUAUGAAGUGGAGAGAACGGGCCCAAACUCCCGAGCCUAGAGGUUUGAACCUUACUUUAAAUAUGAGCGCAGAGGAAAUGGAAUGGGAAACGAGUACAGCUAACACCACUAACAAUAGCUGUUCGCGCGUCAAUCGACCGAUGAGUUCCAAGUUCUUCAACAAAAUGCGUGAAGCUACACCUUCGAGAGAGCUUGCUCCAUCUCUAUCUUCUUUGUCAAUUGUAAAUGGAGAGCGCUUAAAAAAUCGGUAUGCUUCAAGCAUGAUCUCUCGAACUCCUUCGAACCAUCAUACCUUUCCUUCUUUCACUAGUGACAUUGUAAUUGGUGAUCGGUAUAAGAAUGUGAGCCCUGUCGGAGCUUCUAAGGACAGUGCAUCAGUCUCUGCUUUUUCAUCAGUUAGUAAACGUACUAUGAGAAGAAUGAAUGAUUCGCCUGUAUUGCCGGAGCCUUCUUUGUUCACAUCAGUCAGUCAACAACAAACUUCAACACUUAGUAUCAUGACUAAAAUAAUAAUAGGAACAUUAGUUUUCUCCAGCUUUUUAGGCAAUAUAGCCUUCUUCUACUUCGUUUUCAGAAUGCAAAGCAACCGUGACUCAUAG